AUGGACGGAGAACCGUUCAUAGCAGACGUCAGGGUGAACGGCACAGACUUCGUGCCAUCUCUUGUCGACUAUGGCUGCCUCUGCUACGGCGCGGUUAGCAAGCGCACAUUUCACUCUCUCCAGUUGCCACAUAUACGCGUUCAGCCGCGUAUCUUGGAGAACGCAGCCGGAGACGGCAAGGAGGUCAAAAUCGACAAGAUCACGUAUGUGUCGAUCGACCUCGAUGGACAUCAGCAGCAUCGUGUUUUCAUGUACGUCAUCGACGAUCUGAACUGGGAUAUGAUCCUGGGUAAACGAUGGAUGGAAGACCAGGAUGUUCACAUCCAUGCGAAGGAAGGAUAUCUCGAGAUCGGGUCCAAUGGAGUUCAAGUACGAGACCGACGACGUUACCAGCCUCCCCAGCUAGAUGUCUCUAAUGUCAUGGCCGCAACAUUUUUAGCAGAAGCACGCCGUGACAAACGCAAAGGCGGCAUUGGAGUUCACUCGGUCACGAUGGCGGAUAUUGACAAGGCCCUAAGACCGAAACCGAAGACUGACGUAAUGGAGAAGCUGCCACCACAGUACCACAAGUGGUCUCGAGCUUUCUCUCAACUGGCCGACCAGCUGCCCCUCAUCGGCCAGGUGUGGACCUGA
This is a messenger RNA of Hirsutella rhossiliensis, 633 nucleotides long. RefSeq lists its product as uncharacterized. NCBI's taxonomy places the organism in Eukaryota, Fungi, Ascomycota, Sordariomycetes, Hypocreales, Ophiocordycipitaceae. Bases 1 to 633 code for a protein of 210 amino acids. The transcript has a single exon. The record is from RefSeq and is a predicted model, not a curated record.